GUGGGGCAUUCUAUUUGGGGCUCGUCGAUGUCGUAGUGCAAAAUGAGAAUCACAGCUCGGCUACACUACUAUCGACGUUAAGAUGAGGCUAAUCGAGCACAAGUAGGAAACACCAGAGACGACAACGACGUGAGAGGAACGAGAGACAGGAGAGCAAAGAUAUCCAAAUUUUGGAAAGUGCUAGUGCUGGUGGUUGUGCGGUGGUGGGUGACUUUUUGAAGGUGACCUCCCGAUUAAUUAGGAAUAAGGAUGGCAGAAGGUGAUCCACUUUCGGAAUUACUUUCCGUCGAAUUUGAAGUUUUCGGCAAAGUUCAGGGCUGUUAUUUUCCAAAAUUUACGAGAGACCUGUGUAACGAGCUCGGUAUCGUUGGUUGGGUGAAAAAUAGUCCUUGUGGAACGAUAAUGGGGAAAAUGCAGGGCCCCAAACCCUACGUCGAGCAAAUGCAGCAUUGGCUGACCACCAUAGGGAGUCCAGGCUCCGAAAUUCAUCACUGCGAACUCACGAAUAUCGAAUCAAUAGCGAGGCUCGGAUAUCGAGGAUUUGCCAUACGUUUCUGACGCGAUACCACUGUACCUCUCCUCAUUUGGUUUUAACGAUGAGCUCAAUCGAUCCGAUCGAAAUGAUGCGUGAAAGGAGGAUGAUGCCCGACGAGGACGUGCGGGCAGCGAAACGUCGACGAAUCCCAAUCGAACAGCUGCUCGUCUCAGCCUCAAUCCACAAAAGACCAUUUUUUGUCUUUCUCGAGGCUCCGAACCAGCCAGAAGUAAACUUGACUCUCACACUGCGAUAAAAACAAGUAUAUAGUGUAAAUUUCAUUAUAAUGUACAGAAAUAACAGAUAAUGCGGAAGGAGUGAUACGGAGGAGAGCACUUUAAAUGAAAACGGAUCUACCCCUCGGUUCCCACUGUAAUUAAUCCAUUAAUUCAUUGAAAUUUUCUAUAUAUAUUCAUGUAUUUAAUAUAUAUAUACGUGUUAUUGAACAACUAUUAUUGAAAAUUUGAAUAAAUUCACGAAAAAAAUGUCGUAGCUCCGCAACGAUUAAACGCGUAUACGACUGAUUGGUCAAUUAACGAUAUUUUAUGUAUGUAAUUACAUAUGUAUGAAUAGAUAUGUACAUAAAGGUAAAUAUAACGACGAGUAGUGAAUGAAAUAACAACAAAA
Molecule: messenger RNA, 1162 nt
Organism: Venturia canescens
Lineage: Eukaryota; Metazoa; Arthropoda; Insecta; Hymenoptera; Ichneumonidae
Product: acylphosphatase-2
Exons: 4
Coding region: 250-558 (102 amino acids)
Molecular function (GO): acylphosphatase activity
Source: RefSeq, a predicted model, not a curated record